UUGAAGGCAGCAGUAAGACGGAACGAAAGUACCCUGGCAACGCUGUCACAAAAAGAAAGAAAAAAUAAGGAAAGAAAGCAACUACGUUGAGCGUCUCACCCUUCCUCGGGCGCCUCGCAGCUUUGCUCGCAUAUGUAUUUGAAUAUGAAUAUUAAGUGACCAAAUGUCGCGUUAGUUGCCAUAAACGGGGUUUUAACGCGUUCGUCAUGGUGUUCUUCGACGAACCCAGCUAGCUUAGCCUUUCUUCGUCGAGGCUCCACAGUUGACGUUAGCGUCGAGCUAAAGCUCAAGCGCAGCCGAUCGACGAUGGCGAUUGUGUCCGGCUCCUGCGCGCGGGUCAACGGCUCCCGCAGCGGGCCCUCGGCGGCGGUGGCCGCGGUCCCGGUCCCGUCCCCGUCCUCCGGCCAGUCGCAGCCCAUGAUAGCCGUGUGGGAAUGGCAGGACGAUCUGGGCCACUGGCGGCCAUACAGCGGCCAGGUGAGCGCCUACAUCGAGCGCUGCCUGUCGCCGCGAGGCCACCGGGGCGGCGCGCCCGCCGCCACCACCAUCUGCCUGGGACAGUCGGACCCCGGCCUGUCGCCGUAUCUCAUCGACGUGGCCAGCUUGAAGCAGUUCAGACAGGACACGGGGAAGACUCGAUCGGUGCGGCGCUCCCUAUUCGCGCAGUCGUCGGGCCUGGGCAGCGGCGUGUACUGGGAGUGGGCCAACGACGAGGGCGGCUGGACGCCGUACGAGACGCGCACGUCCAUCCUCCUGGAGCACAGCUACCAGGCCCGGCAGGGCACGGCCGACCUGGGCCCGCACGGCCACAACUACAUCGUGGACCUCACCUCCCUGGCCCAAGUCAACAAGUCGUCGGGCUUCAGGCGGCAGGUGCGGCGCCAGUGCAACCUGCCCUACCCGCUGGCCUCCUUCGGACCCCCGGCCAUCCCCUCGGGGCCCUCGGCGCUACCUGCAGGCGUCCCCCCUUCCUCUUCCUCAUCCGGGGGCCCGGCCUGCUCCUGCCAGCAGUGUCUUAGCCACGGGGCCACGGGGCCCAUGCCCAGCCGCUCCCGUCACUCCUUCUCGUCGGGCAGCCUCAACCGGCCCAGCCUGCAGGGGGCCGGCAGGGUGGCGGCGGCGGCGGCGGCGCAUCCCACCUCCGUGUACUCGCCGUACCCACGCAGGCCUCUCUCAGUCGGCGGGAUGUCUUGGGGCAGCCCCUGGCCCCCGCCGCAUUCUGCUAGCCAGCUGGCCGCGCCGCUUCUGAGCAGCGCCUCGGGCGCCAACGGCCUCAGCGUUCCUUCCAUCCCCGUUCAGAUCAACGGAUCCACCAGUGUCAGCUCGGCCCUGGCAGGCAUGGCCUCCAUUUUGAUGUCAGCGGUCGGACUGGGCGUGCACUUCACCACCACCGCCGCCGCCCCCCUCCCGCAGCCGCCGCCGCCUCCUCAUCAGCAUCUGCCACCCCAGCAAUUUGCGCUCCCGCCGCCGCUUGCGUCUCACGUCCAGUUCCCCCCCUCCGGCCGGCCCAGCAAGCCCCCCGGCGGCGGCAGCGGCGGCUCAAUUAAGAGAGCCAAGAGGCAGCACAGGAGAGCUUCCAGUCAGAGAGCCGAGGAGGUGAUCCGACGUUACAUGGAGGUGGUGCCCGGCGUCCCGGACGAGGACUGCAUCAUCUGCAUGGAUCAACUGUCCAAUCCCUCCGGCUACGAGACGCAGCCCCCGGCGACGGCGGGGGAAGGGGCGCAGGGCAUCCUGCCGGACGCCGUGGGGAAGUUUGUCAAGUGCGGGCACACCCUGCAUAUGCUCUGCAUGCUGGCCAUGUACAACAACGGCACCAAGGACGGCAGCCUUCAGUGCCCCUCGUGCAAGACCAUCUACGGCGAAAAGACGGGCACGCAGCCAAAAGGCAAGAUGGAGAUUUACAGCAUCCCGCAAGCGCUGCCCGGACACCCGGACUGCGGCGCCAUCCAGAUCAUCUACAGCAUCCUGCCGGGAAUACAGGGUCCGGAGCAUCCCAACCCAGGACAGCCCUUCACCUGCCGAGGAUUCCCUCGCUUCUGCUUCUUGCCCGACAGCGACAAAGGCAGGAAGGUUCUGGAGCUGCUAAAGGUGGCGUGGAUGCGGCGCCUCAUCUUCACGGUGGGCACGUCCAGCACCACCGGCGAGCCCGACACGGUGGUGUGGAACGGCAUUCACCACAAGACGGAGAUGAUGUCCAACCUGUCGGGACACGGCUUCCCGGACCCCAACUACCUGGACAACGUCCUGUCGGAGCUGGCCUCGCAGGGCGUGACCGAGGACUGCCUCAAAGCCCCCGGCUGCAGCAGCUAAGUCACUGCCUGCCCACUCCAAAAGGAAAAAAAAAAACAUCCUCCAACUGGAAGGGAACAUCACCAUACAAGCACUGGAAUAGGGGAGAAAAUCCCAGAAACUUUUCCACCUUCGGAAGUCAUAUCAGAUCCGUAACAGGCCAGAAGCGCAACCCUCUGUGUGAAAGUGAACACAAGUGCUUAUGCGGCGAUAUCCUGCUUUCUGCUACGGUUGCGAUGCAGUUACAUUCCCACAAACCUAAUUCCGGAAAAUAUUUUGUUGUUGUUGUUGUUGUUGCUGCGCUUUAUUUUUAAUUUCUAUCCUGAUCCACAUUGUCCCCACCGCUCGGUUGCCUUGAUGACACCGGCACUUCAAAACUCAUAAAGCACUUUAGUUGUGACGGCGCAGAAAACUGUGAUUAAAAAGUCAGAAAAGAAAAAAAAACAAAUCAAGGGUGGACGUUAUGCAAUUGAAAGCGUAGCAAAGCAACGUCGCGUUAGCCUACUUUUGGGGGGGGGGUUGUAGGAAAUUGAUUUAAGAAACAAGUGGUGACCAGAAAUCAGUUAAAGACCCAUAAUCUUUAGCACUCUUGUGCUUUAGUUAGCGCCCUAAUCGAAACGUGCACCAUUUCACUAACCUUAAUCCUUUGGACUCAUCAGCUAUCGAAACGGGUGCAAUUUCUCUUUCAGUUAGCAUUGCAGCCGAAUCGUGCGCAGCUUGACACCCUAUCCUGACCAUCAAGUCUGAAGACAGAAGCCAACAAAAGCGCUCCCGACAGUGACAAUCAAGGCCUCACUUCCUGUACUCACACGAAUGAUCCCGCCUCUUGGGCACAAGUCACUGCAAUAAAGAGAAAAAGAUUGACGACGACAAA
Hippocampus zosterae (dwarf seahorse) is the source of this 3163-nucleotide messenger RNA. Its product is annotated as probable E3 ubiquitin-protein ligase DTX2. The transcript has 9 exons. Bases 307 to 2310 code for a protein of 667 amino acids. Gene Ontology annotation, biological process: protein ubiquitination; Notch signaling pathway. Gene Ontology annotation, cellular component: nucleoplasm. Gene Ontology annotation, molecular function: zinc ion binding; ubiquitin protein ligase activity. NCBI's taxonomy places the organism in Eukaryota, Metazoa, Chordata, Actinopteri, Syngnathiformes, Syngnathidae. The record is from RefSeq and is a predicted model, not a curated record.